Molecule: messenger RNA, 8467 nt
Organism: Pangasianodon hypophthalmus (striped catfish)
Lineage: Eukaryota; Metazoa; Chordata; Actinopteri; Siluriformes; Pangasiidae
Gene: ccdc85a
Product: coiled-coil domain containing 85A
Exons: 4
Coding region: 422-1714 (430 amino acids)
Source: RefSeq, a predicted model, not a curated record
GAGAGAGAGAGAGAGAGAGACUGGGCUUGUGCACCGGUUUGUGUGAUGCUGAUGCUUGGAUGUGUGAUGCUGUAGUGGUCAGUAUCGGUCCUCCAUGGCGGGUUUAGCUCUCAUACUCACUGCUGAGAUGGAGACAUGACCGGAGAAACAAGAGGAAAGCACCACGAUCUCUUCCUUAGAGAAGGGCUUUAGCCAGCUUGAGGAGGAGCAGACGGAGGACGAGUUCUUCCCGGCACUCUCAGGUUGCAGCUGCAGGUUUAAACGGAGCGCGUGCACAGCGCUGCUAGUCUCACUAUGAGAGUCUCCUGAUUCGGAUCCAAGCAAAUUUCUGCAGAGCGUCUGCGCCGGGCGGCUUGCGUCUUGUAUCCACAGUUCGGCGGUAGCGGGGCGCUUUCUGUGCGCCACUGAGUUGGUGAAGGUGAUGGAGAAGCCGGCACAAGCCCAGCUGCAGUCAGGUGCAGCCAAGAGCACGGAGAGCUGCACCGAGGAUUUGUCCAAAGUCACGGAUCAGGAGCUCAUGAAGUGGAGUAAAGACGAGCUGGUGCGGCGGCUGCGCAGAGCCGAGGCCGAAAAGAUGAGCGCCAUAGUGGAGCACGGAAACCUGAUCCGAGAGGUGAACCGCAGGCUCCAGCAGCACCUGAACGAGAUCCGGGGACUGAAGGAGGUGAAUCAGAAACUGCAAGAGGAUAACCAGGAGUUGCGUGACCUUUGCUGCUUCUUGGACGAUGAUCGGCAGAAGGGGAAGAAAGUGUCAAGGGAGUGGCAGCGCCUCGGCCGCUACAGUGCAGGCAUUAUGCGUAAGGAGGUGACCCUGUACCUGCAGAAACUGAAGGAGCUGGAGCAGAGGCAGGAGGAGGUGCUGAAAGAAAACUUAGAGCUGAGGGAGCUGUGUCUCAUGCUGGAUGAGGAAAAAGGCUCUGGAGGCACAGGAGGCUUGCUGAGCACUGGAGGUCCAGCAGGCUGUAGGAACUCUAUCGACAGCCAGAGCAGCCUGUCACAUGCCAGUGUGCCCGGGCCAGGGCUGCUGAGGGACGUUGGGGAUGGGAGUAGUACUUCCAGUGCAGGCAGCACUGACAGUCCUGAUCAUCUGACACACAAGCAACAGCUGCUGGCUGGUCCAGCUGGAGGCAGUCUUGAGCAUGUCCACAAACCCCGGGCAGGGGAGGAGAUGCCAGUUCCAGAGCAACUCAACCGCAGAAGGAGCACAAGUCCAGAGUAUGCUGCCCACACCUUUCCUCAAGUGUGCCGGCCUCGCUGCGGGUCCUUCUCUAGCCCCGAUCACAAGGGCUUGCGAGGUCUCAGCCCCGAAAAGCUUGGCAAAAGAGGCAGUCCAGAGCAGUUUCCAAAGCACUUGCCAGUGUCUUCUCAGCCUCCUGGUAGCCCUGACCUCUUUCAGAAGCACAGGACAAGCAUCGGGAGCCUUUGUGGCAGUCCAGAGCCUAAGCAGAUAAUGUCAGGGACUCCCGAACAUCUGCAGAAGGGUCGUGUGAUUGCAGGAAGCCCUGAGAUGCUAAGGCACCAGUACAGUGGCAGUCCAGAUCAUGGCAAGUUUGGCAGCCCUGGGCGGGAUGUGGCACAAAGGAGGUCAGGAGCAGAAGAGCUGUCCCCACAUCACCGGAGCAUCUACAGUGGUAUGAAUGCUCUGCUAUCUGCUGGCUGCUGCACCACCUCCUGUAGAAGUGUCAAGCUUUGGGACAGCUUUGAUGCCUCCUGACCGUUGCCUUGACUGGAUCCAGUGCUGGGUUCCUGGCUUUGUAGGAGCCCAGAUCUCUGCUGUCUUUUGCACUGGGAGAGAGAGUGCACACUGUUGUGCAGCAGCCAGUGUCUUGUGUCUUUUCCACCCCAUGCUGGUUUCAGGUGUCCUGUUCCCCUGUUAGAGCUCUGCACAACAACAACAAAAGUAAAAAAAAAAAAAAAAAAAGAAAAAAAAAUUGAAAAGGGGUUUCAUAGGAGGGAGAAGGCUAGAACCCCCUAACAAGAAUUCUGUAAUGGGAGAUGAAAGAUGCUCCCUACGUUGCCAACAAAGUAGACCUACCUCCUUGAAAUGAAAGCAGUUAACAAUGAGCAUAAACGUGUGAAAUGGGAUUCAGAGGCUAACACCCUUCCUGUUUACAGAUGCCAUACACAACUUCAUAUGACCAAUAAAGAAGUAUUUCUAUUUGGAUCCACUAGUAAAUUUAAUUGGACUUGCUGUGUAUCACAGGAAAUUAAAAAAAAGUAUUAUCAUAGCGAUCACUGCCUUGCUUCUGUUAAGAGCUUUGUGGCAACCAUAAGUUCAUUAUUAUAACAAUAUAAAUCACAUUAUUAAACGUGGAGAUGGUACAAACAAAACAUUGCUCUUAUCUGUCAUCAACCAGUGACUGCUGAUGAACCGUGUGUUAGAUGAAGUGCGGAAUAAAUACGAUUAAUUUCUGGAAGCACAAAGCCAACCUUAAAAUGCUCCCUCCCCUCUCAGUCAACAUAAGUGGACCAUUCUAGAGGGGUAAAUAUUUGACAUGGCAAACAUUCUCAAAAAAAAAAAAAAAAAAAAGAAAACAAAAAGCAAAAAAGAACAAAAGAAAGAAAUUAAAAAAAAAACAGUCUCCCACUCUUCCCAUACUAAGUACCAUCAUGCCUUGCUUCUGCCCAGUUGUUUCUGUGAACUUCUGCUCUGAUAGACAAUAGAACAAAUGCACACACAUAAACACACAUAUAAACACACACAAAACAUAUGCACAUUAUAUUUUAUAUGGGAAUAAUGCUUCAUGUGGGAGAACUGGACAGCACACAGUUGUAUACUUGCGUAAGUGAUUUUUGGUAGCCCUUUAUUUAUUAGGCCUAGAUCACAAGUCCUGUGUGCCAACCAUUGAUCCUCCAGUAUAAAUCAGUAUUACAUACAGUACAAGCUACUUUGUAACCUCUUUGACCUGUGAUCUUUUUUAUUUUUGUUGAGAAAUUAUAUGAGAAAGAACCAAUAUUAAUAUAUAAAACUUUUAUGUUUUUAAAAAGUAAAGAGUAGUUUAUCUGCUUAGUUUUUUAAAUAUGAUGAUUAUUAUUUUUGACGUACUGGUAUUAUAUAAAUAUAUAUGGUUAUUAUACUGAGAGAUCUGUAUGUAUAUAAUAAAAAGUGUCUUCUUUAUGUAAAUCACUUUUACUUGGGUGACUCUCAUUUGUUAUUUAUUAUUAUAUUAUGCAGUGCCGUAGGUAGCGCUGCCGCCCCCCGCUCCAGGAUCUCACUUUGAUCGUGAGCUCGGGUUACUGUCUGUGUGGAGUUCCACAUGUUCUCUCUGUGGGUUUCUUCCAGGGUCUCCGGUUUCCUCCCACCUUUGGAAAACAUGCCGGUAGGCGGAUUGGCACUGCUAAAUUGCCCCUAGGUGUGAAUGUGUGUGUGUAGUGCCCUGCAAUGGAUUGGAUUUCCAUCCAGUGUGUGUUCCGGCUUCAUGCCCAACCAAAUCAGGAUAAAGUAGUUACUAAAGAUUAUAGACAUUAUAGACAUUAUUUGUUGUGUGGGGAUUGUCCUUAUUAUCAUUUUAUCAGUUUCAUGUGGUAAGCCAAUGGAGUAGCCUAAUGGAGAUUUUACAAUGGGUUUGUGGUGAGUUCACAUAAAUAGUAUUGAUGGAGGAAGAAAAUAUAAAGUACCAUAUUUUCCAAUGAUCUCUAAGGACUAAAUAAAUAAGGCAAUAGAUUUUAGAAAUUAGUUAAUAAAAAUUCUUAAAUAUUUUAGCAGGGAAUUCAACAAACUGUGGUGGACUGGAACUGGGUUAGGUGAAUAAGCCCGUUGAUAUCCAAACCAUAAGAUGUUUAAAGCAUAACAUUAAUUCUGCAGAGUUCUAAAAUUCUAAGUUAUAAGUGAGUCCUUUCUGUUUAAAAUUUCCAACUAUAUUUCUGCAACAAUUUAAAAUGCUAAGAGCGAAAGUAAGUGAUGUAAUGGCUGUUUAUUGUCCUUUCUUAUGAUAUGUUCAUCAAAACUAUCUGAUCUUGUUUUUGUUAAUAUCAGUAUAGGAUUUACUGAAUCUUUUACAGGAGAUACAAUGACUCGAUAGUUGAUAAAUAAAGCAAAAUCAUAGUUUUUUCAAACAAUUAAUAUAAACCUAUUAAACCCAAAUUUAAAAUUUAAGAAAUUUUCCAAAUCCAAACCAUUCUGUACGCAUCAAAAGUUGAUAUACAAUUGCUAAUGAAGAUAACUGAAAGUUUUUAAAUAUUUUUAUGCGUAUCAGAUAAGAUAAGAGGUUUAAUAUGGGCCCUGAAAUGCGGGCCUUCUCAUGAUUUUUUUAGUUAGACUGACAAAAAGUUUUAAAACAGUUUACUAGACAUGUACACUGUUUCAAGAUUUUUGGCAUUGCUACAUGAACACUUGAAGAGUUCCAACUGUUUAUUUUCUCUUUAUAAAAAUGUAAUAAAAUCCUGGCAUAUUCAUAGGUAAUUAAAAAUCCUGGCUUAAGCCUAAAAUUUUUUGGACACAACAGUUAAAUAAGUUAAAUAUCAUCAUCCAUUAUAAACCUCUCAUUCUAACUGUAUUUGCAGAAAAACUCUUCACAUCCAAAGCAAAUAUUUAAUUCCUUACUGACAGCUACCAGGACUUGAACUCGUUAGCAGUGAAAACAAUGUUCUCCAGAAAAUUCAGGGCGUGUGCACAUAUUUUUUUAUAAAUAGAUUUCUUAAAGAGGUUAUAGAUAAUGGAAUGAUAUGUGUGUUACCCUUAUUAAAGGAACAGUUUUGUUGGUAAGAGUAUUCCUAUGCUGACAUAUCAUCCAACUAAUACAAUAAACUUCAAACUGUCAAACUGUUGUUUUAAAAGACACAUGCAAUAAUUUCCUGUAGGCCGAACAAAAAUGCCAAAGACAACAUUGUCAGGAGCGAAAUAAAUGAUCUGUCAGAUAAGAACUAUCAUUCUGUAGCAUGCAACUAUUCAGGAUGUGGAGCAUGUAAAUUUAUUAACAUAGCCACUAAAGCAUUGUUUUUAUCACUUAUUCACUACUCCUUUUGUAUCACUGCAGGGGUUGUUUAUUAUUUGUAUCCGUGAUAAGCUGUACAUUGGAGAAGCCUAAAGAAAACUUGUUUUCUCAAACAACUCUAUACUAUUAGAAUGAAUGAUUUAUUAUUUCCAGAGGUGGGACACCAACAGGAAUGGAUGGAUUAGAUUAGAUUAGAUUAGAUUAGAUUAGAUUAGAUUAGAUCAGAUCAGAUCAUGUGUACUGCUUACUGGUCUGCGCAAAGUGUCUGAUCAAAUCUACAUUUUGUCCGGAACAGGAAGUAUCCCAGUAGGUAUCGACUCCACAAGGUAGCAAUCAAUUUCCCACUGUAGCAUUGACCCUGUUAUGUAUGAUAUUAAGAGAGAAAAUAUAUUGAUCACAUUUUGGCCAAUUGCCUCUAAGAAUGGAUCUGUAUUAUGUAUUAAUUCAGAGUGUAGCAGCUCAGAGGAGGAAGGUUGUAGUACAUUUCUUAUAAACACCACCUUCAACUGGGUGAAUGUAUUAGUAGAGUCAGUCAUGGUCUGAGAUGCUUGUAGGGCAUGGAUCAGGUGUUUAUUCAAACGGAAUAGAGAGCAUGUGUGAGUGUGUGUGUAUGUGUGUAUGUGUGUGUGUGUGUGCGCAUGUGGGCUAUAAAUUUGCUAAAAAUGUGUGUUCUGUUCUGUAAGUAGGUAAGUAUAUCAGCCAGAAGGUCCUGGGCAAAGAGCAGCAGCAUGUGCACACUGAUUAAGAUGCAUGAUCUUAGAGGAACCAGGACCACACACACACACACACAAAACUAGGUAUGUGAACAUUUAGGCACACAUGCAGUCUCCUAAUGUCUGAAUUUCUCUUUUCCACUGCAAUGCAGCACACAAUGAAGUCUUGCUGUGAGCUGGCCUGUGUGUCAGCCUGCCCAAAACAUCCAAUCCAUCAACACAACCAUCAGACCAAGGGAAACCUAGAGGCCUAUAAAUCUCUCUCUCUCUCUCUCUCUCUCUCUCUCACACACACACACACACACACACUACACAUUGAACCUCAAGAUCUGUACCAAUCACUGGGAUAAUGUUUCAUACUGGAUGUGGAUAUAACCUGGUAUUUACAGCCCAGAUUGUGGGAGAACCUGAGAGCCUGAGUGAGUGUGAGCUGGGAAAAGUAUCAAAAAAUGCAGAGUUGUACAAAGACAAAUAAAUAGGAAAUGCUGAGCUGGAGGAAUAUGGCAUACUGUGUUUGCAUUCUGCUGGGGUGUGAGCCAGUACUGCAAGAAAGACUGGCCAUGGAAUAAGUCACUUGUUAUAAAUAUAUUAUACUGUAGCUAUUUUUUAUGAGAACAAGUGAAUGAUUACAAAAUAACUUUAAGGAGGCAUUCAUUUAUUCUGAUGUCUAACUUCAUGCACAAAAAUAUCCUCAAAUCUCAUCAGAAUAUGGUAAAAGAUAUGAGCCUGUCUGUGUAAGAAUAUCCACUCCCUAACUAGGUAGCGGGUUUCUGACUAGGUAGAUUAUAAUCUAUCAUACUGCAGAGCAGUUGAAUUCUUGAUUCUGAUUGGUCAGGAGGUGUUGAUUAAUUUUCUAUAACAGCACAGCUCAGACAAUAGUGCCGGCUACAAGAUAAAUCACAGCACACCCCAUCAUGUUUUAUUUCUUCCUUCCUGACUGGGUUGAGUGAUUAAAAAAACAAAGAUGGUUUAGUUUAAGUACGCUGCUUGCCAACUGUGCAGUUUUGUAAACAAUUAUUUAACCCCACACACUCCUGUUUUAUUGUUGUAUUAUCCAUAUUAAGGCAUAUGAUUUUGUAUCUUCUGUUCAACUAUUGGGAAAAUAUUAGGAAAAGUCUGUAGUUGUAAGAGGCAGCACAGUGGUGCAGUGGGAAACGUUCCUGCCUCAGAGCUACAGGGUCCCCAGUUCUGAGCUCUGGUUGCUGCCUGUGUGGAGUUUCACAUGUUCUCCCUGUGUUUGUGUGGGUUUCCUUUGGGAUUCUCUGGUUUCCUACCACCUCGCAAAAACAUGGCAGUAGGUGGACUGGCUACUCUAACGUACCCUAGGUGUGAAUGAGUGUGGGACUGUAUGUGUGCAUGGUGUCCUGCAAUAGACUGGUGUCCCAUCUGGGGUGUAUUCCUGUCUCAUGCCUAGUGUUCCCACAAUAGGCUACGGAUCCACCAUGACCCUGACCAGGAUAAAGAUUACUGAAGAUGAAUGAAUGUAGUUACAAGAGUGAGGAGUGUACGUCUGGAACCACCACUGGGUCCUGGGGUUUACAAAGUGUUCCUCCAAGAUCAAUCCAAGCUUCUGCAGCUCUGAAAAGAAGCUAAGCCUUAAUCUAAAUCCAGACAUGUUUCUCAUUUAUCACAGAGCUUCUUUGGCUGAUCUAAUCAAUUGCUGCAUAUUAUUUCAUGUCACUACUUCAUGUCACUAGCCAGUGAUUCAUACACAUCAGUACUUGUAUUCAAACUGAAAUUAGCUGAAUUUGAUUAUUUCAAUCUGCAAAUCAGAGGAAAACUAAGUAAUCUAUCAGUCUAAAAACCCAAAUAAAUAGAGUAAAGAAAAUAAAAUAUAAUGGUACGAAAAUUCUUGGAAACUGCUUGCAUCAAUGUGAGGAUUAAUAAGUUUGGAUUUAUUAUUUAAGUCUUCUCACUACUAAUAUGAUGACUGAUUAAUGUAAGAGUACAGAUGGAAAUUGCUUGCAUCAAUGUGAGGAUUAAUAAGUUUGGAUUUAUUAUUCAAGUCUUCUCAGUACUAAUAUGAUGACUGAUUAAUGUAAGAGUACAGAUGGCUUUACCAUCUCAGAGACUGGAAAGUCUUAUAAGCAGUUUUUUUAAUGUUCAGGGAUCAGAGUCAGUGAAAAUUCUUCCGUGAUUUUAUGAAGAAAGUAAUUAAGGCUGCAUCAAGAUAUUUCAUGACAUGACAGAAUGUUGGGUGGCAUUACAUCUCUUUCUCCCAGACAGUAUGUUGUGUUAUUACACAGCACAUAAUCCUUACUCUGGGCUGAGUCAUCUUUCUGCUACUUAUGCCUUUUCCAGACCUUUAUCAGAGAGCAUUCUGGGAGUUAAUGAGAGCCAGAGGCAAUGCAGCCUCUAGCGAGGUAGCAUUGCACUGCUCAAAAUACUGAGUGGUCAUGUGGGGAAAAUACAGCUCAUGGUUUUCUAGUGCAUUACACUGUUUCAUCAAUAAUGUAUCCGCUUCAUCUCUUCCAUUCCACGUCUCCUCCUGGUCAUUAUACGAUUUGAUGACCAGAUGCCACUGGGUAUUUCAGGCCUAAUGUUAAAGUGCCCAUCCCCCUCGGAUAGGUAGUAAUGUGUGUAUAUAUAUAUAUGUGUGUGUGUGUGUGUGUGUGCACUAGCAAGUGGGAGGGUUACACUGGAGGGUACACUGUCACUGUUCCUUGGACACUCGUCUCCAUGGUGACACAUGCAGACUUUCACUUCUGCUUUUAACUCACACCCAUCACUCUGCAUAUUCUGCAGAUGUCUUAACCUCUCCAGCUUCCAAAAGAACAAAGAUUUCCGUUAGAUCUCUCUUCCAUGUUAAUCUGUCUCGUU